AUGGUGAAGGUCAAAAUGCCGCUCGCGGUUGUGUUGACCACGUGCGUCUUUGCAGCUGCCGCGACGGCCGAGAUCGUUGAAUUUGUCAACAAGUGCUCGUUCCCCAUUGAGCUCUUCCACAGCCAAAAGGGCUCGGCCGCGACCAAGAUCACGGACAUUCCCUGUGGCGAGAGCUUUUCGAAGGAAGUGUCGGGUCCCGCCCACAUGUUCCGGCACUCGGCCAGUCCGUCGUCGACGUUGGUCGAACUCGCGUGCGACGAUUGGUUCUGGUUUGACCUCAGCGUCAUCCCGCCCAUGCCGGGCUGGUGUACGAGCUACGAAGACUGCAAGGCCGGGGGCAAGAAGGGCUUCAACGUUCCUAUUUCCAUCAAGCCAAAAGCUAAUAUCGGCAAAGGCACGUGUGCUUAUCUCGAGUGUGCCGCUGACGACAAGGAGCUGUGUGCUGACGCAUACCAUUACCCCAUGGACAACAUCAAGACGCACAGCUGUCCAGUGGGCACGGGUUUGGAAGUCACCUUUUGCUAUGACGGCUCGGACGGCACGGGCAACAGUGGGGACCAGUACACGCACCAAGAGCCUGUGCCUUCCCACAAGCAGGGUGUACCGGAGCUACCGGACAUCGCAGAGCAGGAUGAGCCCUUGGAUCCAGCUGUUGUGGUAAACGCCACGAUAGGGCUCUCCCCUGGACCUUUAGCUGCGUCGAAAGAGGACGAUAGCGAAGACGUGACCCAGCAAGACCCGACCCAGCAAGAUCCUAGUCAGGAGACCCCGGGUCUUGGGGAAGUCAAGGUCACGUACUCGUACAAGGGCGAGUUUGCUGGCAACGUACCGGGAUCGUACGACCGCGUGGUUGAGUUGCGGGAGUGUGUGAAAAAGUCCGUGAGUAUCCAAAGUCCAGUGGGUCCAAUGUCCGAGCCCGUGUCCAUGAUCUUCCGUGCUCCUAUGGUGAUUGAACACAUUUCCGUGUUUGUCGCUGCCGAUGGCAACGGAACGUGGAAGCGCGACUCGUUCUACUCGCGCAAGGAAGGAGUGGUGGAGAACAUGGUGUUUAUGAACAACAUGAAACCCGACUACUCCGGGAAGGGUGCAUUCGGGCCGCAGUCGUUUGCUUCGGAAGAUGGCAAGUCAUGCGCGGAUGAACCGACGGUGUUCAACGGUUUUCUUGAAGAUGCGUCGAGCCCGUCGACGGUUGGCGGCGGCCCGGGCAUUUCGACCGGAACGGAGAUCAACAUUGUGACGGCCAAGAAAUGCGAUAGCGAAUCGUGUCUCGGUUUCUUUGGCGCGAAUAACUACCAAGGCUGGGGUGGUGGCAAGAAGGCGUUUGUGACUGAGGUUAUGAUGCCCGUUGGUCCUACAGUCAACCAACCGGCGAUUUGGAUACUUAAUGCUCAGGUGAUGCAGUCGAAUCAGUACCAAUGCAACUGCCGCGGUAUCGGUCCAAAGGGUGGCUGUGCUGAACUCGACGUUGCUGAGGUGAUUGAGACGAACCCUGCGCGGGACAUGGUGACGACGCACUACUAUUUCUACGACGGCACGAUUUUGAGCCCGAAGGGAGACAACUUUGCGCCUCGCUCGUACGACCAGACCACGGUCUACGUCACGCUCAUUGAUGACUCGAACGAAGGUCUCAUUAAGAUUGUGGAGCUCGCGAGUUUCGACUUUUCGACCACGGACUUGGGCCCGCUGUACCAGCAGUUGGUGGACUGCUAA
Molecule: messenger RNA, 1710 nt
Organism: Peronospora matthiolae
Lineage: Eukaryota; Oomycota; Peronosporomycetes; Peronosporales; Peronosporaceae
Source: the annotation of a GenBank genome assembly